Molecule: messenger RNA, 3947 nt
Organism: Neogale vison (American mink)
Lineage: Eukaryota; Metazoa; Chordata; Mammalia; Carnivora; Mustelidae
Gene: SLC16A14
Product: solute carrier family 16 member 14
Exons: 5
Coding region: 84-1607 (507 amino acids)
Biological process (GO): monocarboxylic acid transport; transmembrane transport
Molecular function (GO): monocarboxylic acid transmembrane transporter activity
Source: RefSeq, a predicted model, not a curated record
GGGGCAAACAGCAAGUUCGGGGAUCCGGCCCGGGAGCCGAGUGAGGCCGCAGCCCCGCGCGCCGCGGGCGAAAAUCUUGGAAAAUGUACACAAGUCAUGAAGAUAUUGGGUAUGAUUUUGAAGAUGACCCCAAAGAUAAGAAGACACUUAAGCCCCACCCAAACAUUGACAGUGGAUGGGCUUGGAUGGUGGUUCUUUCCUCCUUCUUUGUGCACAUCCUCAUCAUGGGCUCCCAGAUGGCCCUGGGAGUCCUCAACGUGGAAUGGCUCGAAGAAUUCCAUCAGAGCCGUGGCCUGACUGCAUGGGUCAGCUCCCUCAGCAUGGGCAUCACCUUGAUUGUGGGACCUUUCAUCGGCUUGUUUAUUAACACCUGUGGGUGUCGCCGGACCGCAAUAAUCGGAGGGCUGGUGAACUCGCUGGGCUGGGUACUGAGCGCCUACGCCGCAAACGUGCAUUAUCUCUUUUUUACCUUUGGAGUGACAGCUGGCUUUGGAAGCGGGAUGGCCUACCUGCCGGCGGUGGUCAUGGUGGGGAGGUACUUCCAGAAGAGACGCGCCCUCGCCCAGGGCCUCAGCACCACCGGGACAGGGUUCGGCACCUUCCUCAUGACGGUUUUGCUCAAGUACCUGUGCGCGGAGUACGGAUGGCGGAAUGCCAUGUUCAUCCAAGGCGCCGUGUCCUUAAACUUGUGCGUCUGCGGGGCGCUCAUGAGGCCCCUCUCUCCGGGGAAAGACCCGAACGACCCAGGAGGGAAAGAUCCGCGGGUCGUGCUGGCUCACUCCCCUGGAUCUAGGUCCAGUGGGCCGCUGGGCGGAGCGGGAGAGAGCGGACCCGGGAACGAGGAGACCGGCGGUGACGCCCCGGCCGGGGCGAGCCCGGAGAAGGCGGGGCACAGACAGACCACCUGCGCCUUCGGGGUUCUGAAGACGGCCAGCCGGCUGACCGUGAGAGUCCGGAAGGGCUUCCGGGACUGGUACUCCGGCUACUUCGGGGCGGCCUCGCUCUUUACCAAUCGAAUGUUCGUCGCCUUUAUUUUCUGGGCUCUGUUUGCCUACAGCAGCUUCGUCAUCCCUUUCAUCCACCUCCCGGAAAUCGUCAAUUUGUAUAAUUUAUCGGAGCAAAAUGAUGUUUUCCCUCUGACUUCAAUUAUAGCAAUAGUGCAUAUCUUUGCCAAAGUGAUCCUGGGUGUUGUGGCCGACUUACCUUGCAUCAGUGUUUGGAAUGUCUUCCUGAUGGCCAACUUCACCCUUGUGCUCAGUAUUUUUAUUCUGCCCCUGAUGCACACAUACGCUGGCCUGGCGGUCAUCUGCGCGCUGAUAGGCUUUUCCAGCGGCUAUUUCUCCCUCAUGCCCGUAGUGACUGAAGACUUGGUGGGGAUUGAGCACCUGGCGAAUGCCUACGGCAUCAUCAUCUGUGCCAAUGGCAUCUCCGCGCUGCUGGGACCACCUUUCGCAGGCUGGAUCUAUGACAUCACAGAAAAAUAUGACUUUUCCUUCUAUAUUUGUGGCCUACUUUACAUGGUAGGGAUACUCUUUUUACUCGUUCAACCGUGUAUUCAAAUGAUAGAACAAUCCAGAAAAAAAUACAUGGAUGGUGCACAUGUGUAGCGUCAUGUUCUGUUUCCUGUAAGAUUUCUUUGGGGGACCCAUGCCUACCUCACAUGGUUGCUGUGAGGAGCCCAUGACAUCGUUGGGAAAUGCCUGUCUGGUAGCCGGCACUGUCCUUUGUAAAUGCCUUGGACUUCAUUUGAAAGCAGCACUGCCUUUCCAUUUGGGGAGAAACAAUGUCGCAAGGGAUGAAAGAUGACAUACAUUUUAAAGAUGACAAUGUCCUUCAAGACGGCCUAUUAAAUAAUUGGUAGAAAAGCCCUUACAAAAUCUAUUCUGUCUCGUCAUCCAAUGGGACUAAGGUUUUUAGAAACAGCUUCUGAAACAAAGACAAGGAAUAAAGUCUUGUCAACUCAUCUACUCUUUGUACAGUGAAAAUAAAUUCUCUAAAUGCUUCUGGAAAGCUUACAGGUAAACGGGUUUCAAGCACAAGAAUCUGAUUGGCCUUCAGAACUCAUUACAGGGAGCUGUUGAUCUACUAGGGAAAAGCAAAGGCAGGCUCUAAUUUCACAGGUGAUACAUUUAGUACAAUGAAAGAAACAUAGUUUAUAUUUUUUUGAAAGAAUUCUGCAGCUAAGGAGUAUAGUUUUUCAACCCUCCUCUAAGAAAAGCAUCUGUCCGCAAUUCUAGUUUAGUACUAAUUAGUUAUAAACUGAAUCUUAAUUCAAAACCUAGAUAAAUAAUAAUAAUUUCCUUAGCAAAAGUCAUAUUUUUCACACAAACAUUGAAUCAAGGGCUAGGAGUCAAGCACUUUCAUUUGUAUCAUUAACCUCUUCAUUUAUGAGCAUAAUCGGGGGUUAUACAAUUUUUUUCUGAGUUUCUCCUGCAUAAUAAAACAGAGACGAAACUGCUGGUUGUAUAUUGGCAGUUAAAUCAUCUUUGAAGUGUGUUACUGAUCCAAAAUGUGAGACUAUCAAGUCGUGAGGGUCGGAAAUGGAAUGCCCUUGGUCUAGACCUCUGUGCAUCUAACAUUGGAGUAGGUGGUAACUGACAGCACUUCUCCAGGGCCUCUUGUCCUAUAGACCAUACGUUUGCCUGAGCUCGACACGGUUUUGAAAAUUGGUCUCUUGACUCAUUUCAUACACAACAUAACUGUAAUCUGUGACAUCAGAUGAUGUUCUUCCUUUAUCUGAGAUCUCUAUUUUUCUAAGCCAAACUGCAGAAUGUUCUUCCCCAGAAUCAUUUGGAAAUUUCUGGCUGCCUUACUUGUUUACGCACAUUUUAGAACUAUUUCAAUUUCUACUCACAAUUUGCGCAUCACAUACACACAGAUCCUUUCAUAUCAUUGCCAACAUCUUGGGUCAAAUUUAUCUAAAGUGAGCACAGACCAUUCUCAAUUAUCCUUGGUAAUUAGAGACAAGAAUAGUCCUAACAAUUGGAAUCACAGAGUGUUACCCCAAGCUUUGUUUUAGCCAGCAGUUUCAGACUUAACCUCCACUGAAUGCUUUAGAGCUGUUGACAAGGAAUUACAGGGACAAGCUUCCUUUUUCUUCCAUCUCCAUUAUUUCCUGCUCUUAUGUCUAGUGGGAAGGGUUUCUAUAAUCAAAGGGACCACCAAAAUCCCAAUAAUAAUAAAAGGCAGCUAAUGGAAAGGAGAAACAAAAGCAUGAUUAGUGUACACACUCAAUAUUACCUCUAAUAACUCGAGAACCGCCUGUAAAUUGUUAUAGGUAAUAAAUUGCAUGUCAUCCUCUGUUUGGUUCAACACAAUGAUCUAUUUGUUAUCAUCACAGCUUUGGCUGCUGUUUAAGAAUCCAGCUGUCUAUUUUGAUAAAGGUACUCUUAAAUCCUGCGACAAUGCUGUCUCUCUAUAUAUAUUUACUGUAAACUCAGAUAAUGAGAUCGAGAAAACACGUGUGUUUUAAAACUGACUACAUGACUUCCAUGACUUUCAUUUUCAGACAACACCAAAUGAAGUAUUUUCAAUGGUGCUCUAGUCAAUGCAUUCUGAUGUUCACGCUGCCGGCUGUGCAUCUUAAACAGGAAUUUUUUUUUCUAGUUCCCUGGCUUUCGUUAUACCGAAGUGAGAUCUGCAAUUUAUACAGGUGUUCGUUGACUCUGCAUUGAUGGAAUAGUGAUUUCUACCGAAUCAGAAGUUCCUAUUUUACAAAAACAGUAAAACCUGCUUGCAGUAUUCAUGUUGACAACAGAAUAAAAGAGAAUGCUCUGAGGAAUUACAACAAAUAUAUGCAUACUUCCUGUUUAAACUAUGUUAUUCUUUACAGUUCUUUGACGAUAUUAUUUAGAGUUAAUUGUAUAUUUAUCCCGUGUGCUUUAUCAUGUUCCCCUCGCGUAUCUAAGUCAUUUUUAUUUACAUAUGAUGAAAUAAAUUUUGUCCUC